AUGACAGUCAUUAGUCUCCCACUCUCUCAGUUUGAAAAAUCAGACAGAGUCAGAAUGAUAGUCAUUAGUCUCCCACUCUCUCAGUUUGAAAAAUCAGACAGAGUCAGAAUGACAGUCAUUAGUCUCCCACUCUCUCAGUUUGAAAAAUCAGACAGAGUCAGAAUGAUAGUCAUUAGUCUCCCACUCUCUCAGUUUGAAAAAUCAGACAGAGCCAGAAUGAUAGUCAUUAUUCUCCCACUCUCUCAGUUUGAAAAAUCAGACAGAGUCAGAAUGAUAGUCAUUAGUCUCCCACUCUCUCAGUUUGAAAAAUCAGACAGAGCCAGAAUGAUAGUCAUUAGUCUCCCACUCUCUCAGUUUGAAAAAUCAGACAGAGUCAGAAUGACAGUCAUUAGUCUCCCACUCUCUCAGUUUGAAAAAUCAGACAGAGUCAGAAUGACAGUCAUUAGUCUCCCACUCUCUCAGUUUGAAAAAUCAGACAGAGUCAAAAUGACAGUCAUUAGUCUCCCACUCUCUCAGUUUGAAAAAUCAGACAGAGUCAGAAUGAUAGUCAUUAGUCUCCCACUCUCUCAGUUUACAAAAUCAGACAGAGUCAGAAUGACAGUCAUUAGUCUCCCACUCUCUCAGUUUGAAAAAUCAGACAGAUUCAGAAUGAUAGUCUUUAGUCUCCCACUCUCUCAGUUUACAAAAUCAGACAGAGUCAGAAUGACAGUCAUUAGUCUCCCACUCUCUCAGUUUGAAAAAUCAGACAGAGUCAAAAUGAUAGUCAUUAGUCUCCCACUCUCUCAGUUUGAAAAAUCAGACAGAGUCAGAAUGACAGUCAUUAGUCUCCCACUCUCUCAGUUUGAAAAAUCAGACAGAGUCAGAAUGAUAGUCAUUAGUCUCCCACUCUCUCAGUUUGAAAAAUCGGACAGAGUCAGAAUGACAGUCAUUAGUCUCCCACUCUCUCAGUUUGAAAAAUCAGACAGAGUCAGAAUGAUAGUCAUUAGUCUCCCACUCUCUCAGUUUGAAAAAUCAGACAGAGUCAGAAUGAUAGUCAUUACAUAA
Lottia gigantea (owl limpet) is the source of this 1044-nucleotide messenger RNA. RefSeq lists its product as hypothetical. The record is from RefSeq and is a predicted model, not a curated record. NCBI's taxonomy places the organism in Eukaryota, Metazoa, Mollusca, Gastropoda, Lottiidae. The transcript has a single exon. The coding region runs from base 1 to 1044 and encodes 347 amino acids.